Messenger RNA from Eutrema salsugineum, 442 nucleotides. RefSeq lists its product as uncharacterized. Bases 67 to 201 code for a protein of 44 amino acids. The record is from RefSeq and is a predicted model, not a curated record. NCBI's taxonomy places the organism in Eukaryota, Viridiplantae, Streptophyta, Magnoliopsida, Brassicales, Brassicaceae. The transcript has a single exon. Gene Ontology annotation, biological process: negative regulation of cell population proliferation.
AAUAGCACAUAGAGGUCUUAAACAUUAAAAUCAAACACAUAUAGAGGUUGUGAUUUGUGAAUAAAGAUGAAGAUGUCGGUAGGACGAGUUGGGUCAGGUCGGAUAUCGAAGCUCCGGUGCUGGGAUUGGUGUAAGGAGCAGAGAACACGUGCUUAUAUCAUCUGGAGGUGCUUGCUUCUCUUGUUACGAUGGGAUGACUAAUGAUCGAACAAGAAGAGUGAUCAAGCCUAAAAUGAUUCAUUAAAACAGUCUGUACAAAGUGGAAGAAAAUCAAUGUAGAUUUGGUUUAGAAUGUUUUCCUUUGAGUCUUAUGUAUAUAUGGUUUUUUACGGUCAGUUUAUUUAGUACACUUUCAAUAUAUAAUGUUAGUUGCUUCAGUUAUAUACUUUAGUCCACGUAACGUAAGUAAAUCUGACCAUAUAAGGCUGGUAUUAGAUGUUUU